Cherax quadricarinatus is the source of this 4015-nucleotide messenger RNA. NCBI's taxonomy places the organism in Eukaryota, Metazoa, Arthropoda, Malacostraca, Decapoda, Parastacidae. The record is from RefSeq and is a predicted model, not a curated record.
CACAAGCGUACUUAAAUUUAGCUACAGAUGUCAUAGUGGGAAAAUCCAGGAGAACACGUAGGCUUCCUGGAGGAGAACAGUUGUUUAGAUCAUUUUAAGACUUGACUCUCCCUUAGUAACAUCACUCUAAUCAAGUGCUUCCAAAAUCCUCAGUUACGUAUCAAAAGUAGAAUACAAAAAUUUUAAUAGAAAGUUCACUAUUAUAUAACUUUUUAUAACUAGUUUCACUAAGAGUAGCACAAGCUUAUUGUAUCGUAGUCGGGAAAAUUAUUAUUAUAAUAAAAAAGAAGCGCUAAGCCACAAGGGCUAUACAGCGCUGAUAGUCGGGAAAAGCUUCGCUAAAACCUUGGCAAAAAUGGCGGAAGAAUACUUAGAUUUCGACGAUGUUUUGACCUACGCCGGAGAGUUUGGAAAGUACCAGUGGUUGUUAUUCCUGGGCCUGGCUCCAUUCUGUCUCAAUUUGGUGUUCAUCUACUUCGUGCAGUUCUUCAUCACCCUCCCACCUGAACACUGGUGUGCCGUGUCGGAGCUCAUGCACGCCAACGUCAGCCUCGAACUCAGACGUAACUUAAGUAUCCCCAUUACUGUUGACGCACUCGGCACAGCCACGCGGAGCCGCUGCCAGGCGUACGAUGUACCCUACGAGAAGUUGUUGCUGGAUGGCGUGACGUCACCGAACACCUCAUGGCCGGUGAAGAGCUGCUGGGUGUGGGAGUACGAUAUCUCCACCACAGGAAACUAUCACACCAUUGUCUCAGAGCUGUCGUGGGUAUGUGACAAGAAGUGGUACGCCACGCUGGCCCAGUCAGUAUUCUUCCUGGGAGCCGUCAUUGGUGGCCCUAUCAGCGGGUGGGCGGCCGACAGAUAUGGCCGUGUGCCCGUACUGGUGGCAACUAACUUCGUGGGGGCAAUUACCUCCAUCCUGACCGCCUUCUCCACCUCUCGGCCAGACUUCCUAGUCUAUAGGUUUUUCGCUGGUUUUGCCUUCGUCAACAUCUUAACAGCCAGUUUGAAUGAUGCUUGUGUUGCACACUCAAACUCACAUAACAAUGAAAUAGUGCUGGAAUACGUUGGUCCCUGCAAACGUACUUUGGUGGCUAAUCUCUCCAUCGCUCUUUUCUACACUGCGGGGACGGUGGCACUACCUUGGCUAGCGGUGUGGGCAGGAAACUGGCGUCUUCUUACUGCUGCCUCGGCCACUCCCAUGGUCCUCUCCUGCCUGGCCAUCUGGAUCCUUCCAGAGAGUCCCCGCUGGCUCCUCUCCCAGGGACGUGUGGAGGAAACAGUGAAGAUCCUGGAGAAGAUAGCUCAAGUGAACGGGCACACCAUUCCCCCUAACGUGUUGCACGACCUGCAGGUGCAGGAUAGCAGCAAUUACGACCAAAUUCAAAAUGAAGGAGAAAAGGUCAUUAUGGAUCAAGUGACUUCUGCCUCGCUGCUGGACCUCUUCAGGACGCCCAGACUUCGUAGAACCACCAUCUCCAUCUGCGUUCUUUGGAUGCUGCUGAGCUUGGUGUAUGAUGGGCACGCCCGCAACGUGUCCAACCUGCCGCUGGAUGUAUUUGUCACCUUCAGCAUAGCUUCAGCUACAGAGCUGCCAGCCGACAUUUUCCUCAUCCUCACCCUAGACCGCUGGGGCAGGCGCUGGCUCGCUUUCGGUACCUUGGUCCUCUCCGGUGCCCUUAGCAUCCUCACCAUCGCUGUUGCAGAAAAAGGUGUGAUGGUGGCAGUGCUGGCAAUGAUGGGGCGUCUGCUGGUCAACAUCACUUACAACAUUGGACUGCAGUAUGUAGCUGAGCUCCUGCCGACGGUGGUGCGCGCACAGGGAGUUGCAGGGGUUCAUAUAGCCGGAUACUUGUCUGCUCUCUUCUCCCCCGUCAUAGUUUAUCUGGGAACACUGAGCCCAUUGGUGCCACUAGUAGUGCUUGGGGUGGCAUCAGUGAUCGGGGGGUUCGUAGCACUCAUAUUGCCAGAGACUUUACACAGGGACCUGCCCCAAACGCUGGCUGACGGGGAGAACUUCGGCAAGGAGCAAGCCUUCUUCUACUUCCCCUGUAUAACUAAAGAUGCCCAGUCGAGCCAGCCUCUGGCACUGGGAGAAUUUGGCCAGCAGCCGUCGUUUAUCAGACACCGACCACAGCUGAGGGCGUCCCUCCGAGGUGAAACCUAUAGAUCCUCCCUCAUCAGGCACCGCAGGGAAGUCCUCUGCAUUCCUGUGGUUGAAUAACACCACCACUAGCCAUGUGAGGUGACUGUUACCAUAAGCCAGGCAGUACAAAUCGCUGUGGUUAUAGCACCACUGGUAGUCUCAACUCCUUAUGUAUAAACUGUGGCAUGCUUUUAUCAGAAGCCAGACACAGGUAUGGUAGGACUGUAGACAGUGGAGUCGAAGUGCUCAUUCUGUGGCUUCCAUCUGACAUUGGUCUAUAGGUUCAAGAUAGAACUGAUGAACUGGUUAAGUUAUAUGCCUUCAGAGAAGGCGUUGAGUACAAUUUUGGGCUGUCAGUUAGCAGUUUGAGAACAAUAAUACGAAAAGAACUUCAACUGGACUUUAUUGACUUUAGACUGAGGGAGAGUGACACCAGUCAGUCCAUCUAUCAUUAUUCUAUCAUGCAGGAGGAGCCACAUGUCUGUGGUGCAUCCAAAUAAGCAGACUUGGAUGUUACUACUGCCUGGUUCCGGUUGGGAUACAAGUAUUUUUGGGAGGUUAAAUCAUCAUCACCAGAUAUAGAUCAAACGAAAUGUAAACUUUGCCUGAUGGACGAUUGUCACACCUUGCGUCAUUACGUACUGGAAUGCGAUCAAAUUAAUGAAUUCAGAGACAACUCACUCAUAAAUGUUCAAGAAAUUGCAGAGGGUUUUAUCCACAAUGGUAUAUUACAAACCUUUCUGGAAAAAAUGCCCUGACUUUGCUCACUGUAAAUAAGAGUAUUACCACGUAAUUGUACUCGCCUAAUUGUGGUUGCAAGGGUCGACCCACAGCUCCUGCGUGUGUGCGUGCGUGUGUGUGUGUGACCUAUUUAAUGUUUGCAUAAAUAACUCGACGAGUGUGACCAGAUAUAACUAUGUGAAUACUUCAUUACCUUUGUAACUUGUUCAGCUGUCAACUUGUGCCUCUGUAAUCCUUUGACUACUGCCCACACCAUGAGUAUGGGAUGCAUAAUAAAGAUGCUAAACUUACUAAUUGGUAGUAGCAAAAUCCCUUCCUAAUGUCAACAUUGAGUGCAAUAACACCGAGCAGAUAGGUUUGUAUCAUUCUAACUAGCACCACGGGUAUUAAAACCCGUUAUAUCACCAUAGUUGACUACUUCCAUUCCCCAUGCGCCAUAUGACUCAUACGAGUUUAACGCUUCUCCGGGUUAUUAUAAUAAUGACUACCACCACUGUUCAGAGGGGAUGGGGGAUUACCUUGAUGUGUACUAUUAAUCCAAGUAAUUGGGGCUACUUUCCUUUCCUUGGAUCAAACCUGAUUACCACCCUUUUUUUCAAUUGCUGUAGGACCCCUGUGGGCUUAGCGCUUUGAGUUUGAAACCUUGUGAGUCAAUUAUGAUGUUUUUUUUCCCUACCACUGCUGGUCCUUUGAUUAGCUUGACAUAAUAAGGAGGUUGAAUUAGCCUAGACAGGUGUAAUGUGUGUCAGGAAACAGGACAAGUGUUUCCGGACUCGGGUCCUAGUCAUAUGAUGAGAGAUGGAGCUUUUGGUCAUCUAACCGAGGCCUUCCACUGGCUUACUGGUCCACCUCUUUAAAAAUUAUAGUUAGCUGAGUGUCUUUAUUGAUAGCUCAAAAUAUGUACUUAAAAAAAUUCAUAUAGUCUUAUUAUAUGUUAUUAUUAUAGUUUCGCUGCUUGUUUGUAAUUAGGGUUAAACCCAAUCGAUUGAAUCCAAUCGACUGAACACAUCGACUCAAGGUUGAGGGACGAUUACCUCAUUCUCCUCCUGUUCUUCAAGUUUCUCCUACGUAUGGACUGAUGAAGCCACUGUGUGGCGAAACGUUUCCUCAAUAAAGAUUCCCAAG